Phaedon cochleariae (mustard beetle) is the source of this 1167-nucleotide messenger RNA. The record is from the annotation of a GenBank genome assembly. NCBI's taxonomy places the organism in Eukaryota, Metazoa, Arthropoda, Insecta, Coleoptera, Chrysomelidae.
UUCCUAGCUGGCAGAUUUAUCAGUUUGAAUUCUGUAGCGGUUCUCUAAUGUGGUCUUGACUUAUUAUUGGUUGUUUUCAAAUAUCUAGAUUGGUGUUCUGAACGUAGAAUGUUGAAAUAUCCAUCUUAUCUAGUGUGUGUGUAAGAUUUCCAACUAAACCUACAAAAUGUUCGAUGAUAUAAGGAGGAAAUUUGAAACAGAUGGCUUCGCAGUUAUCGAGCGAUUCUUCAGUGAAGCAGAAGUAGAGGAGAUGAAAAAUGAAUGCCGAAAUCUAAUAAAGUCCAUGCCAGGUGAAUCGAAACGUACAGUUUUCAGCACAACUGAUCCACAAAGUCAACAAAAUAAAGAUGAGUAUUUCUUAGAAAGUGGCGACAAAAUCAGCUAUUUCUUCGAGGCAGGCGCCAUUGGUCCCAAUGAGGAACUUCUGGUAGAACCAGAAUUGUCUCUCAAUAAAAUCGGUCAUGCUCUCCAUGAACUCAAUCCGGUAUUCCGGAAAUAUACCUUCUGCGAGAAAGUUAAGGAAGCUGCCUUUCAAUUGGGAUUUGAGGAACCUGUGAUUCCUCAAAGCAUGUAUAUAUUCAAAAACCCUGGUACUGGCAGUGAAGUAACCGCUCAUCAAGAUGCUUCCUACCUCCACACCGAUCCUCUUCAUCUGGCAGGAUUCUGGAUAGCUCUGGAUGAUGCCACUGUGGAAAACGGCUGUCUCUGGUUUGCCAGAGGAUCACACAAGAGCGGAGUUCACCGAAGAUACAUUAGGAACCCCGAUAAAAGCUCAGAAGAUUUGCUCAUUUAUACGUCACCUCCAACGUAUUAUCAAACAAGCAGUUUCUCGGCCUGUCCUGUACCUAAAGGUAGUUGCGUGCUGAUACAUGGACAAGUAGUUCAUUUCAGUGAAUCCAAUAAAUCGAAGAAACCAAGGCAUGCUUAUACGUUUCAUGUGGUUGAACAAAAGAAUACAACAUAUUCAAAUGACAACUGGUUGCAACCGAAAGAGAGGCCAUUCGUAAAUCUGUACAGAAAUUAACUUAGUUUCCCAAAGACGAAAACGUACAUUAUUGGGGGAAAUUAUUAUGUAGGUAUACUCGAACUACUCGGAGUCAUGUAUAAAGAUGUUAAUAAAGAAUAUAGUCAAACGCUAUUGUUUGAAUAAUCAUAAUUUUGUUUCCU